Molecule: messenger RNA, 1554 nt
Organism: Cajanus cajan (pigeon pea)
Lineage: Eukaryota; Viridiplantae; Streptophyta; Magnoliopsida; Fabales; Fabaceae
Source: RefSeq, a predicted model, not a curated record
CCGCUUCCAUGUAUUCAUAUAUAAACGUAACGGAGUGCUGCCUGCUGUGCUGACUUGGUUGGUGUGUGCUUUUCCCCCAAAAGAAGCAAACCACUCCUUGCGCCGCGCGCGGUGUUCGGAGAACCCAAACCCCAACCAACAUGAAGAUUAACGUCAAGACUCUCAAGGGGACUCACUUCGAAAUCCAAGUUAAUCCUCAAGACACGGUUGCUGAUGUCAAGAAAAAUAUAGAGGCGGUGCAAGGUGUGGAUGUUUAUCCUGCUGCUCAGCAAAUGCUUAUUCAUCAGGGGAAGGUGCUUAAGGAUGCCACAACCCUCGAAGAGAAUAAAGUUGCUGAGAACAAUUUUGUGGUGAUCAUGUUAAGCAAGAGUAAGGUAUCAUCAUCAAGUGGAGCCUCAACUGCCUCAGCUGCAACCCCAAACCUGGCAGCCCAACCUGAAAGUUCUUUGCCUCUUACUUCAUCACCAUCUCAACCUCCUGCAUCGACUGUAGUACAGGGAGUAUCCAAUUCUGAGCAAAGUCCAGUUAUAAAUCCUCCCACUACUGCUGUGCCCAGUACCUAUGGCCUUGCAGAAUCAAAUCUUGUUGCUGGAGAUAAUUUAGAAUCAACUAUUCAACAAAUUCUAGAAAUGGGGGGAGGAAAUUGGGAUCGUGAUACUGUUAUCCGUGCUCUUCGGGCUGCAUUUAACAAUCCUGAAAGAGCUAUUGAAUAUCUCUAUUCUGGCAUUCCUGAACAAGCUGAUCUACCAGCUGUUGCCAGAUCCCCGGCAACUGGUCGGGCAGAUAAUUCCUCAUCAAUCCAGGCUCCCCAACCAGCUGUACCUACUGGUGGACCCAACACCAAUCCACUCAACCUGUUUCCCCAGGGCCUUCCCGAUAUGGGUACAAAUGAUGCAGGAGACUUGGAUUUCUUGCGUAACAAUCAACAGUUCCAAGCAUUACGAGCGAUGGUGCAAGCAAACCCCCAAAUUUUGCAGCCUAUGCUUCAGGAACUGGGCAAACAGAAUCCUCAGCUAAUGCAGCUCAUCCAGGAUCAUCAAGCUGACUUCCUUGACCUUAUAAAUGAACCUGAAGGGGAAGAGAAUCUACAGGGUCAGUUGGCUUCCAUGAUGCCUGAUGCCAUCACUGUCACCCCUGAAGAGAAUGAGGCCAUUCAACGGCUUGAAGAUAUGGGAUUUGAUCGAGAUCUUGUGUUGGAGGUGUUCUUUGCAUGCAAUAAAAAUGAGGAUCUAGCAGCCAACUAUCUGUUGGAUCACCAGAAUGAUUUUGAGGACUAGUUAAAGUUCUAGUUCAUCUUCUCCAACUGAGAUCUUCUAUGAUGGUUCUUUGGUGUCAUUUGUUAGUCUUCUGCAAUCUUUGGAGAAAUGCCAAUGUUAAUAUUUGAUAUACUUUUAUCAUCCUUUGAACAAUAGCAUCGGUACAUCGUUUAAUGCCAUUGACUAGAAUACAGAAACCUUUAUUUUUCCCCAGCCUAUAUUCCUAGUUUUAUAAAUUCGUUUAUUUGACGGUCUAUUAUUUAUAUUAAUGAGAAGCUAGAAACUUAUUGAACUUCAA